Messenger RNA from Haemonchus placei, 372 nucleotides. The record is from the annotation of a GenBank genome assembly. Lineage: Eukaryota; Metazoa; Nematoda; Chromadorea; Rhabditida; Trichostrongylidae.
AUGGAGGCCGGAUUUAGCUUGCGUCAGUGGUUGUUCUCCGCACGAGAGCCAGACGACGCGGACAAUUUUCAGGAACAAUUUGCUGAAUUGCAAGAUAAACUUUUUCGUCACUUCGAUAGGGUACCUUUCGAGGACAGGACUGAAUUGGACAGAUUGAAAGAGGACGUUCUUCGUUUCCUCGAGGAUGCCAACUAUGACGAGUAUCCUGCCUACGAUGGAAGGUUUGCCAGACUGCGACAUGAACUUUUUCGUGACUAUGAUAGGGAAGACUUCGAGGACAAGGACGAAUCUGCCAGAAUGCUUGACGACCUACGUCGUUUCCUUGAGAGGGAACGUUCGUACGAUCGUCGACGUUUUCCAAGAAAAGUCUAA